This is a messenger RNA of Camellia sinensis, 1713 nucleotides long. The record is from RefSeq and is a predicted model, not a curated record. NCBI's taxonomy places the organism in Eukaryota, Viridiplantae, Streptophyta, Magnoliopsida, Ericales, Theaceae.
AUAUAUAUCUAUAGACACAUCUAUUGAGUUAGAGAAAGAGAAAGAGAGAGUGAAAGUAUGGAAGAAGAAGGUGUGUUGUUAUUGAAAGAGGGAGAAAAGAAAGGGGGUGGUUUAGUAACAUGGAGUGUGUUUGGUGAGGAGGUGAAGAGGUUGGGUUGCAUAGCUGCACCCAUGGUGGCUGUGACACUAUCACAGUACUUGUUGCAAGUUGUAUCCAUCAUGAUGGUCGGUCACCUUGGCGAACUUUCUCUAUCUAGCACCGCCAUAGCCAUCUCUCUCUCCAGUGUCACGGGCUUCAGUCUUCUUUUAGGGAUGGCUAGUGCUUUGGAAACUCUAUGUGGACAGGCAUAUGGAGCUCAACAAUACAAAAAACUUGGAACUCAAACUCACACUGCUAUUUUCUCCCUCAUCAUUGUUUGUCUCCCCCUCUCUAUAAUCUGGAUCUAUAUGGGGAAAAUACUCAUUUUCAUAGGCCAAGACCCUUUAAUUUCACGUGAAGCCGGUAAAUUCAUAAUUUGUCUUGUUCCCGCCCUCUUUGCUUAUGCGAUUCUUCAACCACUUGUCCGAUACUUUCAAAUGCAAAGUUUGAUCAUUCCUAUGCUCAUAAGCUCAUGUGCCACUCUUGCUUUCCACAUACCUCUUUGUUGGGUUCUAGUGUUCAAGUCCGGAUUGAAUAACCUUGGAGGUGCGUUGGCGAUUGAUAUUUCAAAUUGGUUGAAUGUGAUCUUUCUCGUUUUGUACAUGAAGUACUCUUCUAGCUGUGAAAAAACCCGGGUCCCAAUUUCAAUGGAUGUGGUACGAGGAGUGGGAGAGUUCUUUCGCUUUGCUAUUCCUUCUGCUGUUAUGAUUUGUCUCGAGUGGUGGUCAUUUGAGUUUCUUAUCUUGUUGUCUGGACUUUUGCCAAAUCCAGAGCUCGAAACUUCUGUUCUCUCUGUAUGUCUCAAUACGAUCGCUACACUCUACUCAAUACCUUAUGGCUUUGGUGCUGCUGUUAGCACUAGAGUUUCAAACGAAUUAGGAGCUGGGAACCCACAAGGGGCACGUAUAGCUGUAUUUGCCGUGAUGUUCCUUACAAUCACAGAGACUACAAUAGUGAGUGCAACCCUCUUUGCCACCCGAAGCAUUUUUGGCUAUACUUUUAGCAAUGAGAAAGAAGUUGUGGAUUAUGUCACAGCCAUGGCGCCUCUAGUUUGCCUAUCGGUUAUAUUGGACAGCAUACAAGGGGUCCUUUCAGGUGUUGCAAGGGGAUGUGGGUGGCAACACAUAGGGGCUUAUGUCAACCUUGGAGCAUUCUAUCUGGUUGGAAUUCCUAUUGCUGCCAUAUUGGGUUUUUGGGUACAAUUAAGAGGAAAAGGCUUGUGGAUUGGAAUACAAGUUGGUGCUAUUGUGCAAUCAAUUAUGCUUUUUCUAAUAACAAGUUUCACAAAUUGGGAAAAACAGGCAACUCAAGCGAGGGAGAGGUUAUUGGAGGGAAGAUCUCAGCAAAUAGUGGAUUAAUGUGAAAUGGGGGAGUUUUGGAGGCGUGAUUAUAGUUUAUUUUGAUUUAAAAGUCUGUGCCAGAUUGUUUGGUACAGUUUCUGCUUAUAACUUAUUAGGCAGAAAUAGUUUAAAUAAACUGAAAAAAGCUGAUUAUUUAAAAGUUGGGAUAAGAAUGCUUUUAACUUUUAUUUUCUGAUUAUCAAUUUUUAAUUUAAAAAAAGUUUCACCAAACAA